This is a messenger RNA of Colletotrichum spaethianum, 522 nucleotides long. RefSeq lists its product as uncharacterized. NCBI's taxonomy places the organism in Eukaryota, Fungi, Ascomycota, Sordariomycetes, Glomerellales, Glomerellaceae. The record is from RefSeq and is a predicted model, not a curated record. The coding region runs from base 1 to 522 and encodes 173 amino acids. The transcript has a single exon.
AUGUCUUCCCCCGACGGCUCUCUCGGCAACACGGGCAACCCGCUUUCACUAUCCGACACGCCGUACACCUGGAUUUUGACACCACUCGUGGUCUUCCUCUCUCUUGGCAUUCUCGCAACACUCAUCCAGUUCCAACGCCGCCGCCGUCUCCGCAAGCUUGGCAUCCAGCGCCCAUGGCCCCGCCGCGACCUGGAAGCGAAUCGUCCGAGAGCAAGGCGUCAACGCUCAUCGCGAGGUGGUCGAUGGGCGUGGACAACACGCACCGAUGAGGGCCUCAACGAGUUCGGCGAGGCCCCUCCCGCUUACGAACCGAAGCCCAAGCCAGGACAGGCUCUGCCCCGUGACGGCAGCUUCGAGAUGGCUCACGUCGAGCACACCGCGACGGGUGCCUUUCCUCGACCCCCACCCAUCGGCGGCACAGUAGGGGGUGCCCGGGGCUCUCUGCCGCCCGAUUAUAGCACUGCUACCGGUUCGGCAUCGUCAACGCCCCCACCUGUCGUAGCGAGCCCCCUCCGGCUAUGA